Pogonomyrmex barbatus (red harvester ant) is the source of this 1528-nucleotide messenger RNA. It is a transcript of the gene Cdk5alpha, whose product is annotated as Cdk5 activator-like protein. Lineage: Eukaryota; Metazoa; Arthropoda; Insecta; Hymenoptera; Formicidae. Gene Ontology annotation, cellular component: cytoplasm; protein kinase 5 complex; growth cone. Gene Ontology annotation, biological process: axon guidance. The record is from RefSeq and is a predicted model, not a curated record. Gene Ontology annotation, molecular function: cyclin-dependent protein serine/threonine kinase activator activity; protein kinase binding.
GGCCACAAUCCGGGCAAUCCGGGACACAACCCGGGCAAUCCAGGACACAAUUCAGGUAACCCGGGACACAACCCGGGUAAUCCGGGAAACAACCCGGGCAAUCCGGGAAACAAUCCAGGCAAUCCGGGCCACAAUCCCGGUAACCCGGGCCAUCCGAGUCCCGCUCAACAAGGUCAGAAUCCCGCCGGCCAGCCGACGCAAAAUCCCGGUCAUCCGACUAGUCCAGGACGAGAGGCUCAACACCCACAUCCGAACGUGAGUCGUCAACCAAGUCAGAAUCCAACUCAUCCGGCGCAGAACGGCAGGGAACAGGCUCAACCGACGAGUCAGCAGCAACCGCAACAACAACAACAACAACAACAACAACAACAGGCGCAGCAGCAACAGCAACCACAACCGCAACAUCUGGAACGAAGCGCCAGUACCAUGGGGACGGUAUUGUCGUUUAGUCCGCGGGACCGUCGCGGUUCUGUUUAUCCGCCAACGGGACAUCAACAUCCCGCUGAUUUUACGUUGAACAACUUUAAUUACGAACAAUUGAACAAUGCGAAAAAUCGCGAGAACAAGAGCAGCGUUGCCACUGUGGCGCCGGCGCCACCCACGAAUCAUCCGCCAACCAACAACAACUCGCUACAAAACAAUAAUAUUAAUCUGAACAACAACGAUAAUGCAAGAAUUAUCUCGGAAAAGAACGCCCUGGAGAAGAAUCUGAAAAAGCACUCGCUGUUCAUAAACGCUCUGUCGUGGAAGCGGUUCAGCACGACCAACAACAAUAAGAAGAAGCUCGACAACAAGAACAAGAACAUUGCCUUCAGGCAACCGCUCGAUAAUAUACCUAUCGUUGAUAAAAAUAAGAAUAUACAAACGCCACAGACAAAAGCACCGGCGUCGAACAACAAUCAUACUACGCACAAUCCAACGUGUGAGAAGUUGGUGCAGAAACCCCUGCCCCCUGGACCAAGGAAAACUGUGAUCCAGGCCUCCACCUCAGAAUUGCUCAAGUGCCUCGGCGUCUUCCUGCACAAGAAAUGCACCCGCUUAAGGGACUUCCAGGCCGGCGACGCUGUCAUGUGGCUCAGAACUGUUGACAGAAAUCUUUUGCUUCAAGGCUGGCAGGAUGUGCCCUUUAUAAACCCUGCCAAUGUAGUUUUCGUGUAUAUGCUGGUGAAAGAACUCGUCGAUGGAGACGAGGCGUCCGAGAAAGAGCUCCAGGCGACAGUACUGACGUGUCUUUACCUGAGCUAUAGUUACAUGGGUAAUGAGAUCAGUUACCCGUUGAAGCCGUUCCUCGUCGAGGACAGCAAGGACAAGUUCUGGGAUCGAUGUCUCCUGAUCGUCAAUCGACUUAGCUCCGAGAUGCUGCGAAUCAACAGCGAGCCCGGAUUCUUCACAGAGAUCUUCAGCGAACUGAAGGCCUGCGGUUCCACUGAACGCGGAAGUCUGUCUGGCAGCGGCCUCGAACGGAGCCUCGUCGUCUCCGGAGUCGCGGUACCCACCAAGGCAGCUUGACGGAGCUACACACACCUGC